This is a messenger RNA of Eimeria maxima, 1266 nucleotides long. RefSeq lists its product as hypothetical. Gene Ontology annotation, molecular function: protein binding; phosphatidylinositol binding. The coding region runs from base 1 to 1266 and encodes 421 amino acids. Lineage: Eukaryota; Apicomplexa; Conoidasida; Eucoccidiorida; Eimeriidae. The transcript has 10 exons. The record is from RefSeq and is a predicted model, not a curated record.
AUGGAUAGUAGCGUAUUGAGGGUUUCUGUUCCUCAAUAUGAGGAAAUUGAGGAAGCGCGUAUUGCAUAUAAAGUUGCUGUACAAUACUCAAGCUUAACAUGGGAAGUAUGGCGUCGCUUCAGCGAAUUCGCUACACUACACGAGCAGCUGCUUGCCAGGUUUGCUGCUGCUGCUGCUGCUGCUGCUGCUGCUGCUGCUGCUGCCGCUGUUGCUGCUGCUGCUGCUUCUGCGGAUGGCAAUGAUGCCGCCGCUGUUGCUGCUGCUGCAGGUAGCAUGGACAAGACCAGCAUGAGCAGGCUAGGGAGGUUGUGGACACUUGUAGAGCCUGACGAAUUGGGGAUGUUGACUGUUAGGAGUGUAGCCUUCCAUGCGGAAAGCAGCCGAGUUCUCGUGGGUCUAGACGAUGGAUCCAUCGAGAGCCAUCAAAUGGAUUCGGAGGGGAGGUUAAAGAAGAGCAGCAGCAACAACAACAGCAGCAGCAACAGCAGCAACAACAGCAGCAGCAACAGCAGCAGCAACAGCAGCAGCAGCAGCAGCAACGCCGUUCUAUCUGCUGGUGUUGACGGCAGCAUAAGACUUGUUGAUGGUAGCUCCUCCGGCGACCUUAUAGCUGCCCAUGGACCUCACGUGUCUGUGCUGCAGCUGCAGCAGCAGCAGAAGCAGCAGCAGCAGCUUGUUGGGCCAGCUGUGCUGCUGUCUCCUCCUAGCAGCGAGGAGACAGUUAGUUCUUUGCUGCUGCAGGCAGAGAAAAGGAGACUCUUUGUUGGUUACCAGGUUCAUCAGCUACUUUCUGAGGAUAGCGGUGAUUUUAUAAUAAGUGGAGGAGACAGCGGGACAAUCAAGGUAUGGCAGCUGCCUCCUGAUUCGUCAUUAACUCGUUGGGGUUUGCAUACACCGCAAACAGGAGAGGAAUUCUUAAAGAAUCAGGCAGGAUUAGGGUUUAUAUCUGAGCAGCAGCAGCAGCAGCAGCAGCAGUAUGUGCAGCAGCAGCAGCAGCAGCAGCAGCAGCAAGAAGAGGAGGAGGAGGAGCAGCAGCAGCAGCAUAUGGACUGGGGUGCGGCUUCACGCAGCCGCAAUAUAAACCCUAUCCUGCUGCAGCGCUACAGCAGCAGCUCUGAUGACGAGGACACUCCGCAGCAGCAGCAGCAGCAACAGAAGCAGCAGCAGCAACAGCAGGAGCAGCAACAGGAACAACCUCCUAUGCUGGUGCCACAUGAAGACAGCAGCGAUGAGGAUUUAGAUGAUUUACGCAGUGCCUUAGCCUAA